AUGACAUCGCGCCAUGUGUCACACGACAAUGCGUCUACCUUCCUGAGACGUUGCUUUGCAAAUCCUUCUCGCAUGCGGCUGCUUUGUAGCAAGAAGGCCGGACGGGAAGGGGGCGAGUGCUUGACUGUCUCGGUGGAGAUCGGGCCGGCUGGCCCUAUCGUGGAGGUGCAGGAGACCAGCAUGGCAGAAGGUUGGACGGGCUGCCGCUUCUCGCCCUCUGCCUUGUGGCUAGCGCUCAAGGUGGCGGAGCCGAGCUUCGCGCGCCUCACCGGCCUCGGCAGCCCUGAGCUGAAGGACCUGAAGGACCUGAAGAACCCGAAGGCCCCGAAGGCCAUCGAGUUUGGAUGCGGGGUCGGCCUGGCAGGACUGGCCGCCCAUGCCGUCGGAUAUGACACCACACUCACUGACUGUCUGCCGGGUCAUCUCAAGAACCUCUCGGCGCACGUCGGGAAGCUGAUGGCAAAGGCUUCAGGCGCUUCAGGCACUUCAGGCACUUCAGGCACUUCAGGCACUUCAGGCACACGCGGUCUGCAUGUCCGCUUUCUGGAUUGGAUCUCAGAUGUCGGUGCUGACCUAACUGGGUGUUCAGUCGACUUGGGAUCACCGGAGAACGUGGCAGCCAGCUCUGACUGGGAACGUUUGGAUGAGCAGGAGUUGAACAGCUUCGACCUGGCGCUUGCAAGCGACGUGGUGUAUGAGCAGCACCAUGCUAUCCUUCUGCCGAGGGUGAUGCAGCGCUGGCUGAAGCCAGGAGGUUUCUGGGCCGUUUGCCUCGCUAUUCGUGAUGCAGAGAUGAGCUGUUGCUUCCUGCAGCAGCUGAACGAUUGUGGACUGAUGCCAAGAUCUGCCGAGCACAUUGUUAUAGAGACGGCAUGCAAACCAGAUCGCUGUUCCUACUGCUCCUCGCGGGAUCUCAGCUGGCCUGCAGAAGCGUCACUGCUGGACAGGACUUUCGGAAAGCAGCAGUGCAGCUGUUGA
This is a messenger RNA of Symbiodinium natans, 978 nucleotides long. The record is from the annotation of a GenBank genome assembly. NCBI's taxonomy places the organism in Eukaryota, Dinophyceae, Suessiales, Symbiodiniaceae.